GCUGACGAGUACUGUUUAAUGCAUUGUGGGAAAUGCCGUUGCGACAACAACAAAGACGCUUUACUGAUUUUAAAAGCAAUAUUUACACAAGAAGAACGAUAUCUUAAUUAUUUAUCACUGUAAAUUGACGUACACAAACAUUGCAUUCAGAUUAUCAAAAGAAUAUUUGAAAAGACCAUAGAAUUCAUUUAUAAAGCCCCCAUCUAUCAAAUUAUACAUAAUGGAACAGGUAAAAACUACUGGUAACGAUAUGGACGAUUUUGAUGAUGCAGAGUUAGAAGAAUUGUACAGCUGGAUUGACGGUAUUCCACUGUCCAGACCAAAAAGAAACAUAGCUAGGGACUUUUCUGAUGGGGUUUUGGUAGCAGAGUUAGUAAGGCAUUGUUGUUCACAAAAAGGUUUGGUUGACCUUCACAACUACACAGGUGCUAACAGCGCAAAUAAAAAAGAAGAAAAUUGGCGUUUAAUGAACAGAAAAGUUUUUACCAAACUGGGUUUUGAACUUGGGGAUGAUGUUAUGCGAGAUGUGAUAACAGCAAAACCAGGAGUUAUAGAAAAAGUCUUAAUGAUGUUACGCACAAAACUGAAUAGAGCAGAAUGGGAAUUAAAGAAACAAACCCAAACAAAGAGCAAAGGAGGGGGAGGUAGAAAAGAAAGCGAUAAACCAGAAGCUGAUCAGUACAUGGUUGUUAAAGGAAAUGACCCAUGGGGUUGGGAGUCUGAAUUUCUGGAUAGAGACUGGACAAGGGGAAUUAAAGUUUAUGGAUCACCGAGAGGAAAAGGAAUGAAACAAGACACAACUAGAGGAUACCCCUUUCUUCAGAGAGAUCCUCAGCUUGAGUUGAUAACUCUGUACAAUCUAGACAGGCCAGAUUACCCAAGUAUCCCAAAACACAAAAUUAUAAGAUCAAUAGCUGAAAGUGAUGCUGUACCAAGGAUUUUAUUUGAAGAGAAAGAACAAGAAUGUCUAGCUAAAGAUGAAACUAUAAGGAUUCUCGAGGCCAAAAUUCACAGAAUGGAACAUUUAAUUCAUUUAAAAGACGUGAGGAUAGAUGACUUACAAAACAGACUAGAAACAAUGCGUCCAACUGGAGUACGGAGGAUGUAAAAUCUUAAAUUGGAUUACAACAACUGGGUAAACAUGGACAUUGUUUGCAAUAUAUAUGUUAUAUUUUUUUUAUUCAUCAAUGUUGACAGUGCACUUGAUAAAAAAUUAUAAUGGCAUCACAGUUGUUUAUUUUUUUUGUUGGUAAAAAGGUAACAGAAUGUCAUCAGUUUGUUGUUACAUCAUGUCUAUAAAUAAACAUUCCUUUGACUCAUCUAAUUCAGAACAGUGUUUUACCUUAUGUUUUGUUUUUCACACACUUAUUUGUAAAGAUAUUUUUGUCAGGAAGUUUGUUUUGGAAAUACAUUGAAUAUCAGACAAAUAAUGAACAAAUUUUGUCCUUCGCUUGUUUUUAAAAAGUGUUAAUUCCACAUACAUAUUUUACAAAGUAUGACAUAAAUAUGGGUUUGGUUUACUGAAAUAUGGAAAGAGAAAGUUAACUUAUUGGAAAGUAUAUUAAAAAUCAUAUUUGCUAAAAAAAACCAAACA
Mytilus trossulus (common blue mussel) is the source of this 1594-nucleotide messenger RNA. Its product is annotated as sperm flagellar protein 1-like. Gene Ontology annotation, cellular component: axoneme. The record is from RefSeq and is a predicted model, not a curated record. Bases 221 to 1108 code for a protein of 295 amino acids. Lineage: Eukaryota; Metazoa; Mollusca; Bivalvia; Mytilida; Mytilidae. Gene Ontology annotation, molecular function: microtubule binding. Gene Ontology annotation, biological process: regulation of cytoskeleton organization. The transcript is spliced from 9 exons.